Sinocyclocheilus grahami is the source of this 3671-nucleotide messenger RNA. It is a transcript of the gene hmgxb3, whose product is annotated as HMG box domain containing 3. NCBI's taxonomy places the organism in Eukaryota, Metazoa, Chordata, Actinopteri, Cypriniformes, Cyprinidae. The transcript has 19 exons. The coding region runs from base 87 to 3671 and encodes 1194 amino acids. The record is from RefSeq and is a predicted model, not a curated record.
GGACCGCCGGUCCCGCAGCUUUAGCGCCGGUGUGAGGAGAGGUUCGCCUGGAUUCGGACCGAUCCCGCGCUCGCUCAGGACCAGAGAUGGAGGCCAUCUAUGGGGAGAUGGAGGUGGAGAGCUGCUACACGCUUCUGGAACUUCCUUCGCCCAAGAAGAAACGCAAGAGCAAAGGCAGCGUGGAAAACUCCGAAAAACCCAAGAAGCCCAGGUCAGCGUAUCUGCUGUAUUACUUCGACGUGCAUCAGAGCGUCCAGCAGGAGCAUCCGGACCUGCCGCAGUCUGAGAUCAACAAAUGCAUCAGCGACAGCUGGAAGAGGCUGAACGUGGCGGAUCGAGGUUAUUACCUGGAGCGAGCGCGCAUGGAGAAAGACGGCAUUGACCCAAGCAGCCAAUCAGCAGCUGCAUCCUCUCAGGAUGUACCAGGUUUCCGCAAGAUCCUCCCGAGGGCGAAUUACGUGCUCCUGCCCAAGAGUUCAGCGGGAGGCGAACGGGUCGAGAGAGACGGAGAGACGGACACGCUGGCGGAUGGAGCCCCUCAGGCCGCGGCGCAGGAGACGCUGGUGUCCCCCAUGACUCUGGGCAGUGAGGUGGAGCUGGUGGAGCAGUGCAUCGCCGUCGAGGCGCUCAGUGAGGACGCACCAUCCCAGAAUGCCACUGAAAGACUACCAGCUCUCGGCCAGGAUGCUCACAAAGCCGCCGCUCUGCUUGUGAAGAGGGAGGAGUCUCGAGUGUCGUAUGGUGACAUUGGCAUGGCGAUAGAGAGUGGAAUGGAGGGCGGGGCUUUGAUGCCACAGAUCAAAUCAGAUGCCACUCAUCUAGUUGCUAUAAUACCCAAUCAGGGUAAAGUGAUUAACACAGCCAGUCCAAUUAUGAUGUUUCCGUUAGUGAGCAGUGUGAAACCAGAACCCAAACCCUCAUUUAAACUGCCCAUCAAAUACACACGGCGAGGACGGGGCAACUGCACCACACCCGGGUGUGUGUUUUCAUACGUCACCCGUCACAAACCGCCCCAGUGCCCUGACUGCGGCCAGCACCUCGGGGGGAAAUGGGUGGCACCUGCUAAGAGAAGCUCGGUCAAAACGUCUGACCCGUCUUCAGGAAAACAGUGUGACGAAUCCAAGCCUCAUCCGUCAGACCCUAAUGAGAUGUCAUCAAAAGACACAGAACGGACAGAAGAGCAGACAACCGCUUCCGUUAUUACUCAGAAAACCUCUUCAGAUAAAGCUCAGGACGGCGGGACUGCGGCUGCUCGCAGGGCGGCCCGUAGAAAGAGAGAGCGGGUGAAUGCAGCGUCAGCCCAACAAACACCUGAUAGAGCUGCUGUCAAAACAUCUGAUGGAGCGCAGAGCGCCGAAUGCACAGCUGUGCUAUCAUUGGGUGGUGGUCAAAUUCAGGUUGUCACAAGAGAAAAAGCCAGCAGUGCUUUACAGAAACGCCGGAUACGAGCUAUUCUUCCAGCUCCCGCACAGAAUAAUACGGCCGCUCAGUCUGCAGUGGUGCAGUGGAUCACGGUUCCUCCUGAUAAAGUCAAAUCAGACGCUACUGUCAUCAAAGCUGUGAAACCAUCAGCCAAUGAACACAUCGCAGGCCUGAAACCCAGCACCCUCAAACAGCUGGGUCACAUGAUCACACCCAGUGCCUUACAACAGAAGCCCAUCACGGUCAGCAGUAACCAGUACAUCAUCACAGACAACGGCAUCAAGAUCCUCUCCAUGCUGCCCCUCAAGAAGACAGCUGGAUCCUCCCUAGCUCUGGGUUUGUCUACAGCGAGAGGUCGCGGUCGAUGUAAGAAUCCCGCGUGUGAUUACGUCUAUAAGAACAGACACAAACCUCAACACUGUCCGACCUGCGGCUGUGAACUCACCAACAAACCCACCAAGAAGAACAAACUCACACCGUCCGCUGAGGAUGUGUGCUCUUCUGCGGUUCUGUGGGAUGCGUCUCAGCCUCUGAGCGGCGCUCAGAAAGAGCAGCAGCGUCACUCCACCGUCAGUCUGCUGCGCUCCUGUCUGCAGUUCCCCGAGAGCGAGAGCGAGCUACAGGAUGUCUUCAGCCUCAUACAGCAGCUCAACGGCCAGCAGAAGCACACCGAGGAGACCAGCGGAUGGCCGAGCUUCUACGAGCCGGCGGCCACGCACUGCAGUCUGUGUCAACAUCCACUGCUCAAAGGAAACCAGAGUUCGCUUGCGGGGUUGGAGGAAUGCUGGUUGUUGACGGAGUGUUUGAUUCGUCCCGUUACUCUACAGCUGAAAGUCUGUACGAAUCUCCAGUGUCUGGCCAUACACAGUUUCACAGACCUGCACCCGGGUCUGUUUAACGUGGGUAAUAAGCUGCUGGUGACGCUGGAUUUGUUCUUUAAGAUGAGACCUCAGAUCAGACUGGGCGAUGAACCUGCACACGCUGCUCUCAGUAUAAUCAAACACUCACUGACGCUCACAGACGGUGCGUUGAGCUCGGAUCAGCUGUCGUGUGUUCAGGACCUGUUCUGCAGCGGUUACUGGGCGUUUGAGUGUCUGACGGUUCGAGACUAUAACGACAUGAUCUGUGGCGUGUGCGGCAUCGCUCCCAAACUGGAGAUCGCGCAACGCAACUGCAACAACGUGUUACUGCUCAAAAACGUGGAGUUCACAUGGCCUGAUUUCCAGGCGACAGAUGAGGUCCACGUUGACGAGUUUUGGCUGACGAUGGAGAACGAGGCGCUGGAACAGGCAGCGUUUCCCUCCAGCUUUCCCAUCACACGCUUUGACGCCUCUAUCAUCGCCCCAUUCAUCCCUCCUCUCAUGAGAAACACCACCGUCAUCAACACCGAGAAAGACAAAAUCACGGCUGACAUACAGCUCAGAGGGGACCCAUCUGUUCUGGUACGUCUGAUCCAUGAGGGUCAUCUGAUUCCAAAUCAGAUGGAUCUGCAUAGUGAGGAGGAGCUCAGAGACGUGCUGGAGAAAUGUGGGAUUCCUGCUGCUGCAGACACUGAUAAAGUACACUGCCACACACACACACACACACACACACACACACACCUUAACUCUGCUAUCUUUAUGGAAAUUGUCCUCGCAGUGAACAUGUACACAGAUUUUAAAACGCCUGAUUGGCCGUUGAACUGUCAAUCACAUCUGUCUCCUCCCCUCUUUCAGUACGUCUCCUGCUCGGAGCUUCAGGACCAGCCGUACAGUUUGGAUCUGACAGCGACUGAGUCCAACCCUCAUCUGCACCCGCUCACCAAAUCCGCCUCUCGCUGGAUAGUGCGACCCGACAGACCGAGCGCUCUCCACGACGCCCACCACGCCAUCACCCUCUGCAAAGAGCUGGAGCCGUACGCCGGCGCCGUCGCAGAGAUCUGUGACAAACCCGAGGGUGAAACCAGCUUCGACGACAGCAGCGCAACGGCAUCUCGGCGGAAAGCUCUCGUGUUCGAGAACGCAGCGUAUUACUACCUCUAUAACCGCCUGCUGGACUUCCUGAGCAGCAGAGACAUCGUGAACCAGCAGAUCGCGGAGGUGCUGAGUGCCUGUCAGCCGGGGGAGGUGGUGAUGAUCAGAGACGCCCUCUACAGGCUGGGAGUCGCGCAGAUCAACUCGGACCCGCAGGAAGUGGAGGAGGAAACGGCUGACGGAGGACUGGACAAACACUCGGACGGAGGCGGGGUCGAGGGGGGGGUGCUCAUCUGA